Olea europaea var. sylvestris is the source of this 600-nucleotide messenger RNA. RefSeq names its product regulatory protein NPR5-like. The coding region runs from base 1 to 600 and encodes 199 amino acids. Gene Ontology annotation, biological process: plant organ development. The transcript has 3 exons. NCBI's taxonomy places the organism in Eukaryota, Viridiplantae, Streptophyta, Magnoliopsida, Lamiales, Oleaceae. The record is from RefSeq and is a predicted model, not a curated record.
AUGCCAAUUGGUCAGGAUUUGUGUCCUUCAUCUUUACAUCUAAUCAAGGAUUUUUCAGGUUACGAUUGGGUCCAGUGUACUAUACAAGAUACAAUCAACAAAAUGGUUGUGGAUUCCAUCCCAAGACAUGCAGUUGAAUUAAAAUCUAUUAUUGCACCUUGUGACAUUUAUGUUAAUAAUGCAUAUUAUUCAUAUGAUUGUAGCAUGCGUGGACAUAAACAAGGACCGAAAGACAAAACACAAAUCCAAAGAUUUGAAGAGCUCCGUCUCAAGUCGUCCCUUGCCCGCUCCCUAAUGCCACACUACGAUGAUCUCAGUGGUGCUGUCUCCAAUCUUGAAGACCAAAAAAUAUGUCAAAUUUUACGAGCCCUCUACUCUUCUAAUGCGGAACUUAAUAAGCUUAUGGUAAUGGAAGAAGGCCUAAAUCUUGAUAAUGCAUUGGCCUUGCACUAUUAUGCAGUUGAGAAUUGCAACCGGGAAGUGGUAAAACCAUUGCUUGAACUUGGUGUAGCUGAUGUAAACAACUUUGCUGCCCAGCAGGCCAAAACCCCCCACUCCACAUUGCCUUUGAAAUGGUGUCUCUGGCCAUGGUGGCUUUGA